UUAAGUGGGCUAAAAGUUGGUGAUUUCGGGUUCGUGCCGUUGGCGGUCGCAAUGGGCGAAGUUAUCAAACGUAAACAAUAAACAAACGUCUUAAAAAUUGAAACAGUGAUGAAUUUGUGAUGGCUCUCGAACAAAUAGCCGAAGAGUAUUUCAGUCAAUUGAACCCCAUGGCCCGCCGCAUGUACGCCGACAUGAAGGAGACCAAAUCGGCGUACGAGGACUUGUGGGAGUCAAUUUCCGAAAAAGAACAAAAACAGUUACUUUCCGAAAGUAUUAUAACACCGGAAGUGUUGCUCAAGUACAAACAGAACGAAAUUGAGGAGAGUGUUAGCGAGUAUGCGGUCAAACUGAUAAUUGAUGACCACUGUACCUAUCAGGAUGAACACUCAGGACCUUUUAGUUUUAAGACACGCAGUCAGAGGAACUUGACGCUUUUUGAGGCUGAGGAGAAGCCCAAACCUGUCGUCAAACAUAAACCUAAGAAGAAAGUUGUCGAAAUGUUCGAGGUUCCAGAAGACAAGAUUGAGAAAGAUUCAGUCGGGAACACGUUGCCCAAAACGGGGCUCGACUUUUUGGACAACUGGUAGUGCAAUAAUGUAACCAAAGAUUCACCUAUUUAUUAUGUGUAGUGUUUUUGUAAACUUAAGCAGUCGUGUUGAUGUUUUAAAUACACAUUUUUAAGCCGU
Tribolium castaneum (red flour beetle) is the source of this 686-nucleotide messenger RNA. RefSeq lists its product as hypothetical. Bases 120 to 587 code for a protein of 155 amino acids. The transcript has 2 exons. Lineage: Eukaryota; Metazoa; Arthropoda; Insecta; Coleoptera; Tenebrionidae. The record is from RefSeq and is a predicted model, not a curated record.